AUGGUUAUAGCCAAAACCACUGACCAAAUUGAUAAUCAAAGCCAACCUAUUGAAACUAUCAUUGCUGCUACAGGCAAAACCACUGUUAUUAUCCCUGAGGAGUCUGAGCAAGACAAUUUAGGUGAAAUCCCUAUUCCUAUUCAAGAGGGGAGUGUGGGGGUGAGUGAGAGUCAUCCUUGUGCCAAUAUGGAGUUAGAUGUUUGCAAGUCCUCUCCCAUCAAUUCUGAAAAAUUGGCGAACAUUCCAAUCCUCCAAAGUUUAUCCCCAUCUACUACUACCCAAAAGCCAAAACCUUUGUGA
This is a messenger RNA of Striga asiatica, 300 nucleotides long. The record is from the annotation of a GenBank genome assembly. Lineage: Eukaryota; Viridiplantae; Streptophyta; Magnoliopsida; Lamiales; Orobanchaceae.